Molecule: messenger RNA, 2068 nt
Organism: Panthera uncia (snow leopard)
Lineage: Eukaryota; Metazoa; Chordata; Mammalia; Carnivora; Felidae
Product: low affinity immunoglobulin gamma Fc region receptor II-like
Exons: 8
Coding region: 196-1137 (313 amino acids)
Biological process (GO): cell surface receptor signaling pathway
Molecular function (GO): transmembrane signaling receptor activity
Source: RefSeq, a predicted model, not a curated record
AUCUUCUGGGAGGGAACGGUUGAGAGGAAAAAGGGUGGAAGGGGAGGGGCCUAUGGUAAAACAACAUUUCUUUUCACUUCCUCUUUGGGACUUCAGAAUUGGUCUGUCCUCCCCCCGGGUGGAAUCGGUCAGGCCUCGAGAGAAGUCUGGGACUGCCACGCCGGUGCUGCCAGGGCCACCGUGUGCCAGGAAUUGAUGCAGAUCCCUUCAACCCGCCCCCUCCCUGCUGCCCGGAGUGACCGAGCCGAGUGUGUGCCCUGCCCCCCUUUGGGCGACAUGCUACUGUGGACAGCUCUGCUCUUCUUGGGUCCAGUCCUUGGGACACCUGGUCUCCCGAAGGCUGUGGUGGACCUGGAGCCCCCGUGGAUCCUCGUGCUCCGGGAGGACGAUGUGACUCUGAAGUGCCAGGGGGCCCACACAGCCGGGGACCACUCCAUCCGGUGGUUCCAUAAUGGGAGCUCCAUCCCCACGCAGGUCCGGCCCAACUACAGCUUUAAGGCCACCGAGAAGGAUAGAGGGGAGUACGCGUGCCAGACGGACCAGACCAGCCUCAGUGACCCCGUGUAUCUGGAUGUGUUUUCCGACUGGCUGGUGCUCCAGACCCCUAGCCUGGUGUUCCAGAAGGGGGAGCCCAUCGUGCUGAGGUGCCACAGCUGGAGGAACAAGCCUCUGUACAAGAUCACGUUCUUCCAGAAUGGAAAAUCCAAGCAGUUUUCCCCCAUGAAUUCCACCUUCUCCAUCCCACGGGCAAACCUCAGUCACAGCGGCGAGUACCAUUGCACGGGACUGAUAGGGAGGAGUCUGCAGGCGUCACAGCCCGUGGCCAUCACCGUCCAAGGGUCCAGUUGGAGCGACUCCUCAGUGACGGUGAUGAUUGCGGUCGCGGUCGCUGGCAUUGCUGCCGUGGCCAUCCUUGCUGCCGUUGUGGCCUGGUUCCGCCACAGGCAAAAGCAGACUUCAGGAUACCCUGAGCACAGGGAAAUGGGAGAGACCCUCCCUGAGGAACCAGCCAAUCUCACGGAUGCUGAAGAUGCCGCCAAAGUUGAGGCUGAGAAUGCCAUCACCUAUUCACUUCUCUUGCAUCCGGAAGCCAUAGAGGAAGAAGCAGAGGAGCCGGAUUACCAGAACCACAUUUAAUCUCCGUUGUCUUGCCUGAGACCGGGGGAGGAGAAUCAGAGGGGCCAGAAUCGGAGAAUCAGAAUUCUUGCCUGGCCUGAACUCCCCUUGGGGAGGACAAGAGGCUGCUGCGGUUCCAAAGAAGGAGAAGGACUCUUCCAGAGCGACCUGUGUGAAUCCUGAAGCUCCCUGUCCUCAAAGACAAUACGGCCCCAGAUAACUGACUGUAGUGAGUCCUUCUGUGACUCUGUCCUUCUCACCAUCGAGACUCUUCUGCAUACAUCCACACGGCAGAUAAAAAAUUACAUUUAUUAAGAGAUUGUAGCAACAUGGGAAAUAUUUAUGUCACAGGCACAUGAGAAACAUUAUGGAAGUAUGUACAAUUUCAGAAAUGAUGAAACAGACUAACAUUGGCCAACACAUUAAAAGUGGUUGUUUCAGGGUCAUGGCGUUAAUUAUGGGUGCUUUCCAUUUUCCUUCCUUAUUUUUCUACACAGACCAUGUGUUCCUUUUAUAAUAAAAUACUAUAAAAACAACUUUCCCUUUCCCUUUUAAAGGCCGUAUUGGUUGGAGUGUAGACAGGUCUAUUUCUUUCCAGCGAUACAAAUCUUGGGCAGGUGGUGAUGGGAAGGAGGUGGAGGAGAGGGAAGAUUUGGAGUAUAGGGUGAGUGUCCCACUUAAAACUGACUACUCUUGGGGCACCUGGGUGGCUCAGUCGGUUGAGCUUCCAACUUCGGCUCAGUUCAUGAUCUCACGGCUCGUGAGUUCGAGCCCCGAGUUCGACCUCUGUGCUGACAGCUCGGAGCCUGGAACCUGCUUCUGAUUCUGUGUCUCCCUCUCUGCCCCUAACCCACUUGCAUUCUGUCUCUGUCUCUCUCAAAAAUAAAUAAACAUUAAAAAAAAUUAAAAAAAAAAAACUGACUACUCUCAGCAAACACAUCUUCUGGUUUCC